Protopterus annectens (West African lungfish) is the source of this 1911-nucleotide messenger RNA. RefSeq names its product SRY-box transcription factor 14 (gene SOX14). Lineage: Eukaryota; Metazoa; Chordata; Ceratodontiformes; Protopteridae. Gene Ontology annotation, biological process: cell differentiation; positive regulation of transcription by RNA polymerase II; negative regulation of transcription by RNA polymerase II. The transcript has a single exon. The record is from RefSeq and is a predicted model, not a curated record. Gene Ontology annotation, molecular function: DNA-binding transcription factor activity, RNA polymerase II-specific; RNA polymerase II cis-regulatory region sequence-specific DNA binding. The coding region runs from base 310 to 1032 and encodes 240 amino acids.
UUCUUGAGAUUUUUCACAUUUCCAGCCAGGUGCUUUGACAGGCUAGACACCUCAUAGAGUGGAAACUGUGCGCCUGCAGUAGAUUGUAGGUCUCUACCACCUCUCGCACAUAUCCGGAUCUGUUUCAAUUUGGGGAUCGCUUACCUUGCUCUCGUCACUUUCACCUUUAAGGCGCGUCCUGGCAAAGGAAAAACACAGCUUUACUUCGCUUUUGGUCGUUACUGUUCCGAAUAAUUGGCAUGAUCAGCUGAGAAAGAGAGCAGGUGAGCUGAUUUCUUCUUCUUUUGCUGGUUAAGAAACUCUUUGAUCAUGUCCAAGCCUGCAGAUCAUAUCAAACGACCCAUGAACGCUUUCAUGGUAUGGUCAAGAGGCCAGAGGAGAAAGAUGGCACAAGAAAAUCCCAAAAUGCACAAUUCCGAGAUAAGCAAGCGACUUGGAGCGGAGUGGAAGCUACUAUCAGAAGCAGAAAAGAGACCUUAUAUAGAUGAAGCUAAGAGGCUGAGGGCACAACACAUGAAGGAACACCCUGAUUACAAGUAUAGACCGAGACGCAAACCAAAAAAUCUGCUUAAAAAAGACAGAUAUGUGUUUCCCUUGCCUUAUCUUGGAGACACUGACCCACUAAAAGCCGCCGGGCUCCCCAUGUCAGCAACUGACUCUUUACUGAGCGCUUCAGAUAAAGCAAGGGCAUUUCUGCCACCAACUUCUGCACCUUACUCACUGAUCGAUCCCAGCCAGUUUAGCUCUAGCGCCAUCCAGAAAAUGACUGAGAUGCCCCACUCUUUAGCUACCAGUACUCUGCCCUACGCAUCUACGUUGGGAUAUCAGAAUGGGGCUUUCAGCAGCUUGAGUUGUCCAAGCCAGCACACUCAUACUCAUCCUUCGCCCACCAACCCGGGGUAUGUAGUGCCCUGUAACUGCACUGCUUGGUCAGCCUCUAGUUUACAACCUCCAGUGGCCUACAUACUUUUUCCAGGCAUGGCCAAGGCAGGGCUGGACCCCUACUCGUCAGCACACGCUGCUGCUAUGUGACAAAAUAAAAUGGGAAGGAAAAGUGACCUAAGAGGUAGGCACUUGUGAAAUCGAAGUGCAUGAACCUGAGGACCAGGAAAACAUAACGAAAUGCAAUGACAAGAAUGCAGGAAAACAUAACGAAAUGCAAUGACAAGAAUGCUGACAAUUGCAUCAUUGCAAUCCAACAAGACAGUGACUUGAUAUUCCCUGUAGUCCCCGGUAAUCAUCUUUACCGCCAGUUUGAAUUUUUGGGAUUUGUUGAUGCUCACUCAGGCAAGUGUCUAUGAUCGAACUGUAACAGUUGUACAGACCCUGAUGCUUUUAACUCUCUGCCUGUUUGAAACACGGCAGUUCGAUUAAUUUAUUAAUGUAAAAAUAUUCUAUAUUAUUAUGUUAUUUCACAUGGAUACGAACCCUAACGUUAUUUCACUGUUACUAUUUUUGUUGUUAGUUUUGCACAUUAAGAGAAAGAAGUUCACAGCGCACUACUGCAAUGUUAUUUCACCCACAAAGGUUGAAUAGGUUAUUUCGGUCGUUACUGGUAUCAGUUUGGGGAAGGGGUAACAGCUGGGGGAGGGGCAUGUACCUAUCAAAAAGCGAAAAAAUACUUUGAGUGGUAGUGUUUUGUUUAUUUUUAACAAUCGUUAUGUUUUGUGAUAUAGUGCAACUUUUCUGAAUUUAUUUUAGAGAGAGAGAGAGAGAUUCAGUCACGAAGUCAAACAGUAGUGCUUGUAAUUUAAAAAUUGACACGCGAAUUUAAAUGUUUAAAUGCUGUGUUUGAAAAACAUAAAUAGUGUGAACCCAGAAAGAUUUUACCUAUCCUUUUUACGUUUUUUUUUUUCUUUUUCGGCUUAUUGCUGGAGGAAAAGGUUUUGAAUAAAGACAAUCUGAACAGCA